Molecule: messenger RNA, 1305 nt
Organism: Pelobates cultripes (western spadefoot toad)
Lineage: Eukaryota; Metazoa; Chordata; Amphibia; Anura; Pelobatidae
Source: the annotation of a GenBank genome assembly
AUGAGUUUAUUAAACGACGAGAUGCUUUUGGGGGACUUUCUGUCCCCCUUCAACCAGCCGUUUUUGGCGGCUGAGGAAAGUUUGGGUCUCUUGGAUGACUGCAUUGAGGUGCCCGGGUACCUCUCUUCGCAUGGGUUCUCCAGCAAUAAGGCUAAGAAUGGCGUCUCCGAACUGCUGCCUUUGGUGGAAUCCUUUAGCAGUGUUCAAGGUAAAAAGAACACCUCUUUUAAAAUGCGAACAAUGGUGUCACUGUCUUAAUCUGAAGCAGUCUAGUAAUAUGGCCUUGUUACUAAAGCAACUAAAUGUUUGAUUGCAAAGUGGUGCUGCCCCCUGCAGUCUUAUUGAGUAAUGGAACACCUGACACUGAUAUGGAUAUCUAUCUUAUUCAUGAAAAGUGCCUGACUUAUGUAUUUAUUUAUUUUUAUUUUUUUAGGCUGUAUAGUUAAUCUGAAUUUAUUAAUUAUAUCCUCUUGUUUUGUAGGGGAUGCCUUCUCUGGCAUGGAUUGGAUGGUGGAAAAGAUGGAUUUGAAGGAAUUUGAUUUUGAUUCCUUGUUUGGGAUAGAUGAUCUGGAGUCCACCAUCUCACCAGAUGAGCUUAUGGCCACGUUGGAAGACUCCUGUGAUUUCCUUGAGGACCCGUCUCUCCCAGUGGUGUCUGGCCAAUGUGUACCAUCACCAGACCCACUUUCAAUUCCAGAAUGCUCACUGGAGUCUGAUCAAGUGGCUCCAGUGAGCCCAGAAUUAUCAAAGUCCCUAGUCUCUAGCCCAGACCAUUCCUUUAUCUUAGAUGUAGGACUUGAAGAAGUUGUAGCUGGGGAGGAUAAAAACACCAUAGCAGUAUACAGUCUUGGAAUAAAAUGUGAGAAAGAGGAUUCCUCUGAUAAUGACAGUGGAAUCAGCAUGAGCCCCCCAUAUCUGGAAUCUCCUCAGCAAAGCCCAGAAUUUACAGCAGAUAAUCCAAGUAGUGUUCAGUCCAUUCCUGAAUCCCCAAUAUCUGAGAGACCCAAACCCUAUGAUCUUCCCUCUGAGAAUAGAGAAGUGUUGGCAAAGGUAAAAGUAGCUGGAGGGCAUCCCAGAGUAGACAAGAAAAAGAAGAAAAUGGAGCAGAACAAAACAGCAGCCACUCGCUACAGACAGAAGAAAAGAGCAGAGCAGGAGGCAAUAUCUGGAGAGUGCAGAGAACUAGAAGCAAAAAAUGAUGCUCUACAAGAGAGAGCAGAUUCUAUUGAGAAAGAGAUCCAAUAUUUAAAAGAUCUCAUUGAAGAAGUCCGUAAGGCCAAAAGCAAACGAGCAAAAAGUUCUUAA